GUGGUAAGUGAAGGGAACGACAUCAACGAUGGAGGAGGAUGGCAUUGUCGUCCGCGAGAUAUCAACAAUCGCUCGGGAUGACAUCUCUGGAGAGAUCGAUCAUGAAGGAUCUGUAACGAAAUCAUCGUUCCAACAAAAACCUAAUUCGAAUCCAACCACCGAAGCAGAGAACACUAGGAAAAAGCCGUCCAUACGACACGCCGAAAAGCGGCGGACCUCGACCUGCCGAUUCGCGGAUCGUGUUGCGCAGCUCUCGGUCGAUCACUACAAACGCACGGUGCCCGCUGACAGGCGCCCGGCGCAGACCUGCAUCGCUACGAUUGUGGCCCAUUGUCGGAAACACAACGGAGGCCGCGAUGCCGGAGAGGAGCACGAGGACGGAGUCGAUGUCAAUGGCACCGGGACAGGUGAGGCCGACGUGUUGUGGGUUCUAGCAAUGGGGAUAGGAACCAAGUUCCUGCCGGAAUCGCGACUGCAACGAGAAAGGGAAAACGAAGGGCAGGAAGGCUACGGUUCACGGGUUCGAGAUAUGCAUGCCGAGGUUCUGGCUCGGCGAGCCUUUCGACGACAAUUGACACUAGAAAUCCAGGAGGAUCUCAGGCUGCCAGCAGAAGAGCACGAACGACAGAAGGAAAGACCGUCCAAUCGUGUCUUGGUUCGAUCGGAGGACAAUUCUUCCACGGUGUGUUACAGGAUACGACCGGGUGUAACAGUACACAUGUACUCCAGUUCGGCUCCAUGUGGGAACGCUACACUGAAAAGGUUUUGCAAAAUGUCUAAGGAAAAAUUUCGAGACGAUCUAGGACCCGAUGAAUGGCCUAGCGAUGCACAUGACCCACCAUCUGGGCACAGUAUCAAGCUCGGCGAAUUUUCUUUGCUUGUGAAACAAGAUAGCAGCAGCAGCAGCAAUCCGCAAACAAAUGAAGCCACAAGCAACAGCACGACGAAUAGUGAGGAAAAGAACAAGAAUACUUCCUCGAAAAUGGAUGCAAAUAUGGAUUAUGGCAGCAAGCCAAAACGAACGAGACUCGCGGGAGAUCGGCCGCCAGCCUUGCGGACCAAUAUUUCCAAAGCAUCAGCAACUUCACAGGGGCGAAAAACAGUCAGCCGAAGAGCAAAGCCAUGGCCAGCAACUCUUUCGGACGACUGGACUCCCCCUGGAACCACCAUUGUUGGGUUUCGACACAAGGGAUCAAUCCACACCUGCUCUGACAAAAUUUGUCGCUGGAACUAUUUGGGAAUGCAGGGAUCACUCCUCGCUAGUCUUAUGGAAGAACCCAUCUAUAUGUCGACCCUGACGGUCGGUAGGAAGCUCUCGGGACCUGUCUGCCGACGCGCUGUUUGUUGUCGACUCGAUACACGUUGCCGACAACCGAACCUCGCUAUUCCCUUGAACAACAGCAUCCCACUCACUGGCCGCACGAACUCCAACAAAAUUCAAUACCGUGUGAACCAUCCUGCUAUUAUGGGGACCUCGGUCUAUUUGGACACGGGCGUGGUCGACACUAGCAACGUUGAAGAAAGAGGCCAGGAUGUUCGAUUCCAUUCCUCCUUUGUUUGGGCUUGGUGGGCUGGAUCAUCUCAGUGCGGUGUUAACAGCAACAAAAUACCAAAUACUGAUUGCUAUGGAAUAUUAGAAUGUAUCGAGAGUUCCAGUGGACUUCUUGCGGACUUGUCGGCAGAAGUAACCGCGGAAAACGACAUUGACAAAGGCAUACGUAGCACUACUAGUGUCCCACAAGUGAGCACCAAAUCACUGACAUCUGCUUUCUUACAAGUGUUUCAGGAGGCAUCGGGGAAUGGAAGUUAUACCAAAAAUACUGCUGGCUAUGCUAGUAGUGCAGCUAGCUACGAGAAUAGCAACGACACGAAGUUGACGCCGGAAGGGGUCACUCCCGAAUCAUGGGAAAAUGAUACAAAUACCCUCAACACACUUCGAAGCGUAAAGAAAAGGUUUUCACCCAUCCACGAAGAAGUCAAGGAUCGUUUGUUUGCAGAGCACAGAGUCCUUUCACAGUGGCGAAGAAGGUGCUACCAGGAUAUAUGCACUGAAGCAAUCAAUACUAUGAGCUCUUGAACAAGACAAAAAGAUUGAUUCGGGGUUUCCGAUACGCUUGCAUAGAUAUUUUUCAGCAAAAGAAUACUGUAUUGGUCGUAUUUUGUUGAUGUUUGGGAUAAAAAAGAAAGCAUUGU
This is a messenger RNA of Pseudo-nitzschia multistriata, 2193 nucleotides long. The record is from the annotation of a GenBank genome assembly. NCBI's taxonomy places the organism in Eukaryota, Bacillariophyta, Bacillariophyceae, Bacillariales, Bacillariaceae.